Molecule: messenger RNA, 1983 nt
Organism: Vanderwaltozyma polyspora DSM 70294
Lineage: Eukaryota; Fungi; Ascomycota; Saccharomycetes; Saccharomycetales; Saccharomycetaceae
Exons: 1
Coding region: 1-1983 (660 amino acids)
Cellular component (GO): cytosol
Molecular function (GO): mRNA binding
Source: RefSeq, a predicted model, not a curated record
AUGUCACCAUCAUCGAGCAGGAGAAGAGUUCUUAAUGAUAUCUCUUUAAAUAUUAUAAGAGAUGGUGAAAAUGAAAAUAAGGAAAUUCAAAAUAAAAAUAUAGCAAAAAAUGAUUCUACCUAUAAUAAUAAAAAGAGGCAAAUAAAUCAAAACAAUAAAAUAAAUAAUAUUAGUCGUUCAACUUCUUUAUCAAAGAAGUCCAAGAAUUUUAAAAAUCAAAAACCUCUAGUGACAGCGUUAUUCAUUGGAAAUUUAUCAUUAGAUGUUAACGAAGAAAAAUUAAAGCAAGUAUUUAAGAAAUUUCCAUCAUUAGUAUCUGUCAAAAUUUGUACGAAUUCCACAACAAAGGAAUCAUUGGGUUAUGGUUAUUUAAAUUUUGGAGAUAAAGAAGAUGCCGAAAAGGCAACAGAAGAAUUUAAUUAUAUCAACUUAUUUGGAAAUGAAGUUAAGAUUAUGCCAUCAUUAAGAAAUUCAUUUUAUAGGAAAAAUAUUGGUACAAACUUGUUUUUUUGUAAUUUACCAUUAGAUAAUAAAGAAUUGACUACAAGAAGAUUUUAUGACACUUUUAAGAAAUAUGGCAAAAUUUUAUCUUGUAAAUUAGAUAAAAGGAAAAAUAUUGGGUUUGUUUACUUCGAUAAUGAUAAAUCUGCAAAAGAAGUUAUAAAAGAUUUUAAUAAUAAAGAAUUUUUUGGUACUAAAAUUUUAUGUGGGUUACAUUUUGACAAAGAUGUCAGAACCUUCCCUGAAUUUGAAAAGAGAAAAUUGAAAUUAGAUGCAAAUGAUUUUAUUAGAGAAGAAUUAAUUGUAGAGGAAGAUGAUAAUAAAACCGCUUUAGAAUCCACUUCAAAUCAAAUCAAUAACAAUAUCAAUACUAUUAUAAAUAAUAGUACUAAUAAUAACAACAACAACAGUAAUAAUAUCUCUAGUACUGAAUCAAACUAUGUUAUUGACUCAAACUCUAUAAUUGAUGAAACAAAUAAAAAAACAUAUCCAAAUUCCGUUUUCGUCAAAAAUCUACCAAUAAACACUACUGAUGAAGAAAUUUUAGAUUAUUUUAGUGUUGCUGGUCCAAUUAAAUCAGUCUUUUCUUCAAAAGUUCCUAAAUUUAAUUCAUUAUGGAGUAUCAUAACUUAUAAGAAAAGUUCGGAUUCAAUUAAAGCAAUACAAACUUAUGACAAUAAAACUUUUAAAGAAAAAGUAAUAAGUGUGACAAAAGCUCAUUCAAAAUUACAUGAAUCACAAAAUUAUUCAACAUACCAAAAUUAUGAUAAUUAUAAAAAAAUUAUUUACUUAACAAAUUUGUCACCAGAUUGUAGCGUCAGUUUUUUAACUAAAUUCUGUCAACACUCUAAUAUCCAUGCUGAAGAUAUCCAAAUAUAUGCAGAAGUUAUUAACAAUAAUAAUAGUAACAAUUCUAACAGUAAUAACAACAAUACUACGCUUUUAUCUGGUUAUAUAAAGUGUAAAUCAAAGUAUGAAGCAUCGAAAUUAUUUGAAUUGUUUAAUGGUAAAUUGAUUUAUGGUAAUAUAAUAAAAGCGUCAUGGGUUCGUGAAAUACCUCAAAAUUAUAAAAAGAAUUUUAGAACUCCAACAAAUUUAACAUCACAAAAUGUUAUACCAGUUCAGCCAUAUUCAUUAGGAUAUCAUGGAUAUUUUCCACCAUUCAAUCAAUUUAAACAUCCUUUGAAUAAUUUGAAAAAUUGGGGACCUGAUACAAAUUUAUUAAACGAUCCUUUAAAGAAAAGCUUUUUAGAAUCAUUAAAAUUGAUAAUUAAAAGAACAUUGAACUAUAUUAAUUCUAAUUUGAAUUUAAAAGAUUCAGAUUUAACUUGUAUCUCUGAAUACAUCUUAAAAGUUUACUGGCGCAAUGAAGUAAUCAAUUUGUCGAAUUUUUUGAUGUUAUUAGACACUAACAUUCAAAGUCAAAAAAUCUUACAGUAUCAAUUAGAAGAAGCAAUCAGGUUUUUAGGUUAUGAAAAGUAA